UUCUAAGUCCACGCGCCACGGAGAGGGAAAAUUGCGAGCGAGCUACAAGAAUAUCCACAAAAAUGGCGAUUUUGCAGGGUCUUCGGAUCUCAAUUUCGCUUUCACAAACUCUUCCACCACUCCUCCAAUCAGGCAAAACAAAGACAAGCAAAACUUCCUCAUUCCAUCAAUCUCAUUUCUUUCUCUCUCAUUUUACGUCGCAUUUCCAUCGAAUUCGAAUCUGUUACGAACUUCAAUUUUUGCACGAUUACGUUACUUAGGUUUGAUGUUCAAUGCGUGUUUGAUCGAUGAUUUCAAUUUGUUGAAAAUGUACACACGCAUGAUACUGGUGGACGGUGAUUUCUGUUCAGCCUAGGUUAAAAUCCAGGAAAUGGGCAUGCCCGAAAACAUAAUUGUCGGUUCUCACGUUUGGGUUGCCGAUCCAGAAUUAGUUUGGAUUGAUGGAGUAGUACUGAAUAUUAAUGGAGAAGAAGCUGAAAUUCAAACUAGCAAUGAGAAGAUGGUAGUUUCCCGUCUGUCAAAAUUACAUCCCAAGGAUACAGAUGCUCCUACCGAUGGUGUUGAUGACAUGACCAAGCUUGAUUAUUUGCAUGAGCCAGGAGUGUUGUAUAAUUUGAAAAGUCGAUAUAAGAUCAAUGAAAUAUAUACUUAUACUGGAAAUAUUCUUAUUGCGAUCAAUCCCUUUCAAAGUCUUCCACACCUGUAUGAUGCUAAUGCAAUGAAAAGAUACAAGGGAGAGAGAAUCGGAAAUUUAAGCCCACAUGUUUUUGCUAUUGCUGAAGCAGCAUAUAGGGCUAUGAUUACUGAGGAGAAGAGCAACUCUAUUCUUGUUAGUGGUGAGAGUGGCGCUGGUAAGACAGAAACCACCAAAAUGCUUAUGCUUUACUUGGCAUAUUUGGGUGGCAACACUGCAUCUGAAGGACGGACUGUUCAACAGAAAGUUCUAGAAUCAAACCCAGUUCUUGAAGCAUUUGGUAAUGCAAAAACAGUUAGAAAUGACAAUUCCAGCCGUUUUGGAAAAUUUGUUGAGAUUCAAUUUGAUAAGUAUGGACGAAUAUCCGGUGCAGCUAUUAGAACUUAUCUGCUCGAGAAAUCUCGUGUUUGCCAAAUCUCAGAUCCAGAGCGUAAUUAUCACUGUUUCUACCUUCUCUGCGCUUCUCCUGAGGAAAAGGAGAAAUAUAAGUUGGGGGACCCAAGAUCAUUUCAUUACCUUAAUCAAUCCAGUUGCUAUGAAUUAGCUGGUGUUAAUGCUGCUCAAGAGUACCUUAGCACCAAAAGAGCCAUGGAUAUUGUGGGAAUCAGUCAGGAGGAGCAGGAUGCAAUUUUCAGAGUUAUUGCUGCUAUUCUCCAUCUUGGAAACAUUAGAUUUGAGAAAUCAGAAGAAACAGAUUCAUCAGUUCUAGCAGAUAAAGAUUCCAAGUUCCAUCUCGAAACAACUGCAGAACUUCUAAUGUGUGAUCCUAAUGCUGUGGAAGUUGCACUAUGUAAACGUGUGAUGAUCACCCCCGAAGAAAUCAUCGAAAGAAGUCUUGAUCCUGUUGCCGCAACAGUUAGCAGGGAUGGUUUGGCGAAGACAUUAUAUUCUCGUUUGUUUGACUGGUUAGUCCAGAAAAUUAAUAUCUCCAUUGGGCAGGAUAGUAACUCAAAAUGGCUCAUUGGUGUUCUUGACAUAUAUGGCUUUGAAAGCUUUCAAACUAAUAGUUUUGAGCAGUUUUGUAUUAAUUUUACGAAUGAAAAGCUGCAGCAGCACUUCAACCAGCACGUUUUUAACAUGGAGCAAGAGGAAUACACAAAAGAAGGGAUUGAUUGGAGCUACUUAGAAUUUGUAGAUAAUCAAGAUGUGCUAGAUCUCAUUGAAAAGAAACCAGGUGGAAUAAUUGCUCUGCUUGAUGAGGCUUGCAUGUUUCCCAAAUCAACUCAUGAAACAUUUUCAACAAAGCUUUAUCAGACAUUCAAAGAUCACAAACGCUUCAUCAAGCCAAAAUUGGCACGCUCAGACUUCAAUGUUGUUCAUUAUGCAGGGGUGGUCCAGUAUCAAUCUGAGCUUUUCAUAGAUAAAAACAAAGACUAUGUUGUCCCUGAACAUCAAGUCAUGCUAAGUACUUCCAAAUGUUCAUUUGUAUCAGGCCUUUUUCCUCCACUUUCUGAGGAGACAGCAAAAUCUGCUAAGUUUUCUUCUAUUGGCUCUCGUUUUAAGCUACAACUAAAACAUUUGAUGGAAGCGCUCAAUCUGACAGAGCCCCACUAUAUUAGAUGUGUGAAGCCAAAUAAUCUAUUAAAACCUGGGAUAUUUGAGAACAUGAACGUCAUGCAGCAAUUACGUUCUGGUGGUGUUCUUGAAGCAGUGAGAAUAAAAUGUGCUGGAUUCCCCACUCACAGGACCUUUCAUGAAUUUUUAACUCAAGUAGGCAUUCUUGCUCCAGAGAUUCUUCGAGGGAACUUCGAAGAAAAGGAAUCGUGCAAAAUGAUUUUAGAGAAGAUUGGGCUGACAGGUUAUCAGAUGGGGCAAACGAAAAUAUUCCUAAGAGCUGGUCAUAUGGCAGAAUUGGAUGCUCUGAGAGCAUACAUGCUUAGCAACUCUGCAACAAUUAUCCAAAAGCAUACUAGAACUCAUUUUAGUCGGAAAACAUAUACUACACUGCGGAAGUCCUCUAUCUUUGUGCAGUCUAUUUGCAGAGGAGAAUUGGCACGGAGACAAUAUUAUCACAUGAAGAGGAAAGCAGCUACCAUCAAAAUUCAAGCCUAUACACGUGGAAGAUUAGCCAGAAAAUGCUACUCUGAAAUAAAGAUUUCUGUCGUUGUCUUACAGUCAGUUUUUCAGGCUAUGGCUGCUCGACGUGCUCGUGAUAAAUUCAGACAUAUAAGGCAAACUAGGUCAUCAACUAUUAUUCAGUCCUAUUGGCGGCGACAUAAAGCUCCCGUUGACUAUCAGAACCUUAAGAAAGCAUCAAUCAUUUCACAGAGUGUCAAUCACUCUAUCAAUGAACAUGAGAAGAAGGUUGUGGAGAUAUCAGUUGAAAAUGAAAGUACUGCCAUGGAAGAAUCUUCAAAUUCACUCCACAAGGAAUCCUCAAGUUCUUUCCAAGAUAAUGAAAGCAUUCAAGCUAUUAAAGAUUUCUCUAGUCCCCUCAGAGACACUGAAAGCAAUGAAGCUAUUAGGGAUUUCUCUAGUCCCCUUAGAGACACUGAAAAGAUUGAAGCUCUCUCUAGUCCCAUCAUAGUAGCAUUAUCCUUAGCAUUGUAUAGUUCUUUUUUGUUUUACCUUUUGUUAGUUUUGUCAUAUACUUGUUUAUAUUGUAAAUAAAAGUUUUCUAAUAUAUGAGUAUUUUCUGUUUUUAUUUUUA
This is a messenger RNA of Medicago truncatula (barrel medic), 3344 nucleotides long. RefSeq names its product myosin-9. Gene Ontology annotation, cellular component: actin cytoskeleton; cytoplasm; myosin complex. NCBI's taxonomy places the organism in Eukaryota, Viridiplantae, Streptophyta, Magnoliopsida, Fabales, Fabaceae. The transcript is spliced from 23 exons. Gene Ontology annotation, molecular function: ATP binding; microfilament motor activity; actin filament binding. Bases 371 to 3304 code for a protein of 977 amino acids. The record is from RefSeq and is a predicted model, not a curated record. Gene Ontology annotation, biological process: pollen tube growth; actin filament organization.